CAACAACAACGAUCAGCGAAUUGGAGAGGUGUUAUUAUUGUGUUUGAUUAUAAUAGAAAAUCGAUACGACAAGAAGAAGAAGAACACCAACACCACCGAUUUUUAGAAAAAUCCGAGAACGUUAAUUUGGAGAGUAUAGAGUGUGUACAUAGUAUUAUUCUCUCCUAUUUUGAAAAAUGUUCAAGGCUCUGCGUAACUAUUGGAACUAUAAUGAUAUUAUAGAUAUUAAUAUAAACGAGAGGCUGAAAUAUAUUCACAAUGACAAUGGAACUGAUGAAAUGAACAAUAGAAUAUCAACCAUGUUGACUGAUAAGUACAGUGACAAGGUUUUUGUAUUCAAUUUCACUUCUAAACCAUUUCCUGCCGUAACGACGAGACCAUGUUUCGAAAUUGGUUCAACUCCUGUCAUUAGUGAACAUUUCGAACAACUUCCAGUACUUCUUUCCCUUUCAUCCAUGAUUGAUAAUUUCCUCCUAAAUUAUUCAACUUCCAAAGAUUAUUGUAUUGUUAUUGUUGCAUCAACAAAAACAACUUGUUAUGCACUUUUAUUAGCAGCUGUAUUUGUUUCAUAUACUGAUUCUAAAAUGUAUAUGGAUAUGUACGGAAUUGAACAAUCUAGUCUCAAAUCUCAUCAUCCAGAAAGAACAGUCACAACUGUUGUUUUAGAUGGAGCAGGAGGUUCAUCAUCUAAUCUGGCCUCUGUUAGUGUAAAUUCUCUUGAAAAUUUGGAUACUUCUGAUCAGCAACAACCACAAUCAAAUUCAACAGAAGUUUCACCUAAUGUGGAACCAAAUCAAUCACAAGAUAAUGAAGUUAAUAUUACAGUUACAACAGCAGAUGAAGAAGAUGGAAAAGUGCUUCUCAAUAAUAAUGAUCUUGAUGCAGUUUCUACUACAAGUAACCAAACAACAACCACCACAACAACAAAUUAUAGUCAGAGAAUUUUAAAUACCAUGAUGAUUUUGAACCAAGCAAGAGAUAUUGUAUAUACUAGAUUAGAAAAGAAAUUGAAUCCAAAAUCUAUGACUCUUUUGAAGAGUCUUGAACCAUCAGUUUAUCGUUAUGCUAAUUUAUUCCUUAUUUCACUUCAAAGACCACUCACUUUGAUGGUACACGAUGUUCCAAUGUUGACAUUUUCUCCUUCAGUCAACCCAACAUUUAAAGGUUUCUUUAAACCUUCAGUAUUUAGAUUGCAAUGCAUUUCCAUGAAUAGUUCUAGGUUAUGUGUAAAACAUUCUAAUCAUAAUAUGGCAACAUCAAUGGUUGAGUCAACAUCACGCGAUAGAAGAAUGAGUUUGCAACCAUCUAGAACAACACCUAAAAGAGAUGAAUGGCUUGCAAUUAAAGGUGAUGAUGAAGAUACAGUUCCUGACAGUCUAAAUUCUUUCCAAUAUAGAAAGUUAUAUUUCGUCGUAAGAAAACAAACCGAUAUUUUGUUUUCUACAUUUACUACAGCUUCUGUUAAUAAUGCUCCAAGAGUUGAGAGAAGAAAAACAUUUAUGAGUUCACCAAGAGGUGAAGAAAGACCUUCUACAAGAAUUGAAACAUGGUUCCACUAUACAUUACCAUUCAAUGAAAGCAAACCAUUGAUGGGAGAUUUUAUUCUUCUUGCUUUUACAAUGGCUGACGAUGGUAACAUUAUUUCUCUCUUUAGAUUUACUUUUAAUACUCUUUUUUUAACAAGCACUGUAGUAGUGGUAGACAAGAGUGAACUCGAUUGGGCUCACAAUUCACCAAGUUUCUCCGGAAACUUUAAACUAGAGUUAAACUUUUCAGAAAUUGAUUGUGCAAGUGAGGAAGAUGCAGCUGAUCUUUCAACAAGUUAUUGGACUGAAUUAGUUUGUUCACUUGAAAAGUGUCCUCAUUUCUUAUCUAGAACAACAGAAAUUGAACAUGCCAGAUAUCUAAUCUCGACAAAACCUUAUGCUGAUAUGAAUAUAGUAGAGGAAGAAAAGGAACCUGAACCAAGUACUACAACACAACCAACAUCUGUAAAUAAUUCUCCUGUGCCAAAUAGUAAUAUUCCUUUACCAUCUUCCAAUAUUCCACUUCCACCUGGUGGAAGUAAUAUUCCUCCACCUCCAGGUAGUAACAUUCCGCCUCCACCUCCAUUUGGUAACAUUCCACCUCCACCAGGCAUGGGAAUCCCUCUCCCACCUGGCGGUAUUCCUUUCCCACCUGGUGUUCCACCUCCACCUGGCGCAAUCUCUUUUGGUACUAAAAAGAAGUACAUUCAACACACUGAAGAAGAAGAGGUCAGUAAGACCAAACAAUUGCAUUGGAAGCCAAUCAAGAAAGUUGACUCGGAAUAUUCUGUGUGGAGUAAGAUUGAAGUUGAUCCUAACAUGAUUGAUUUGGAAAAAAUUGAAAUGUUGUUUGCUAAACAAACAAAGGCUGAAGAAGAACCAGAACCAGCCACUGGUGGUGCCACUCCAAGACAAGGAUUUACCUCACCAAGAGGCGGUACCAAAGCUUCUCCUAGAACUUUACAAAAAUCAUUGGCAACUGAAGGUAUUAUUGAUAACAAGACAGCUAGAAAUAUUGAAAUUAUUAUUAACAGUCAAUUUAAAUCUAUUAGUAAUGAAAUUGUUGUUGAAGCUAUCAAUAAUCUUGAUAUUACAAAGCUCACUAAUCAACAAAUUGAGAAUUUAGAACAAUUCACAAGUAGUGGUGAUACCUUAACAAUGAAGACUAAACUUAAGGGGUUGGAUCGCGAAGAACUUCCAAAGUCUGAUAUUUUCUUCUUGGAUAUUUUGGCUAUUGAAGAUGUUGCCUCCAAGCUUAGAUUGAUGAGAUACAUGUCAUCAUUCCCAAUCUUACUUAAAGAAGUUAGUGAAAAGAUUGAAAAGAAGAGAAAAGCCAUCGAGUGUAUAGUUAAUUGCAAGUCAUUUGCCAAGCUUUUGUCAUAUGUCCUUGCCAUUGGUAGCUUUAUGAACAGAGGUAAGAAGCGUUUGGAAGGUGAAGGAUUUGAUUUGAGAAUUUUGACUAAACUUAAAGAUACAAGAUCAACCGUCGAUAAGAGUACUACUUUGAUAAGCUAUCUUGUAAAAAUAUGUGAUGAAGAAACAAGAAACUUUGAUGAAGAACUCUACGAGGCAGGUGUGUGUAAUAAUGGUGUCAUAAUUACUGUUCCUGGACUUGUGUUGAAUUUUUCUGAAUUAGAAUCAAUGUACAAGUUUAUUUGUAAAUCCAAGCAAGAUAUUCCAAGAGGAGCCUAUACUGAUUCUUACAAGAAAAUGUUAGAAGAAUUUUAUGAACUCUGCCAAAAGGACUUCCCUUCAACCAAAGAAUCAUUUGAAAAACUCCAAAAGGAAUUCACUGCCUGUUAUGAAUUCUAUCACUUUGUUCCUGUUGAAUCCACCGACAAGCAAUUGGCAGAAGAUGAAUUCUUUGCUUUAAUUUCAGAAUUUGUUUUACAAUUCAAGAAAGCCAAGGAAGCUGUAUUCAAGUCUCAAGUAGCAGCUAGAUCUAUGAAGAGAUCUCAAUCUAUGAAAUUAGAUCUAAAUAGAGUUAGACCAGGCAUUGAAAAAUAAACUAUUUAAUUUAUUCUU
Molecule: messenger RNA, 3551 nt
Organism: Naegleria gruberi
Lineage: Eukaryota; Heterolobosea; Eutetramitea; Acrasida; Naegleriidae
Product: FH2 domain-containing protein
Exons: 2
Coding region: 177-3533 (1118 amino acids)
Biological process (GO): actin filament polymerization
Cellular component (GO): cytoplasm; actin filament
Molecular function (GO): actin binding; microtubule binding
Source: RefSeq, a predicted model, not a curated record